Messenger RNA from Varanus komodoensis (Komodo dragon), 1304 nucleotides. RefSeq names its product DNA repair protein RAD50-like. The record is from RefSeq and is a predicted model, not a curated record. Gene Ontology annotation, molecular function: double-stranded telomeric DNA binding; single-stranded telomeric DNA binding; G-quadruplex DNA binding. Lineage: Eukaryota; Metazoa; Chordata; Lepidosauria; Squamata; Varanidae. The transcript is spliced from 4 exons. Gene Ontology annotation, cellular component: Mre11 complex; condensed nuclear chromosome. Gene Ontology annotation, biological process: telomere maintenance via recombination; chromosome organization involved in meiotic cell cycle; double-strand break repair. Bases 449 to 991 code for a protein of 180 amino acids.
UUAUUCUAACGCACAGGACUUCGAGUUUGUGUUUUCCUGUAUCCUUGCCUUUGGCUGUUCCUGAGAAUUUAUCCAACUUAGACCACAGUUUGGCACACUUAGGGCAAUUAAAAUCAGUGGGCUUUAGAACACCAACCUCUCAUUGGAGUGUGGCAAAGGGAUUUCUUUUACAAAUCAUGGCUCAGUGGAUUAUACAGAAUUCAAAAUACAGAAUCGUAGAAUUUUAUCCUUUGAAUUAUAAAGGUGCUUUUCUAGAAAACUUGCAAAAAUGAUGUUGACAUGGUUUAAAAUAUAAGCUAUAACACUUCUGGCUUCUGCAAUCCAAAUAUUGUACCAUGAGUUUAUAUACUUUGAUUACAGAGAAAAUGAAGUUUGGUGAAAGGAGCUUAAUUCAGUGAAGUAAGCAGUAAUAUCCAUAGUUUUAUUUUUGUUCCCUGUUAGAGCAAUAAUGACAUUUCACAGCAUGAAAAUGGAAGAAAUAAACAAGAUAAUCCGUGACCUUUGGCGAACUACCUACAGGGGACAAGAUAUUGAAUACAUAGAAAUUCGGUCUGAUGCAGAUGAGAAUGUUUGUGCUUCUGACAAGAGGAGAAGUUACAAUUAUAGAGUAGUAAUGAUAAAAGGAGACACUGCUCUAGAUAUGAGGGGCAGAUGCAGUGCUGGCCAAAAGGUUCUUGCUUCCCUCAUUAUCCGUCUUGCUCUAGCAGAAUCUUUUUGUCUCAACUGUGGCAUUCUUGCACUAGAUGAGCCCACCACCAAUCUUGAUCGAGAGAAUAUUGAAUCUCUGGCACAUGCCUUGGUGGAGAUAAUUAAAAGUAGAUCCCAGCAACGUAAUUUUCAACUGCUUGUAAUAACACAUGAUGAAGAUUUUGUGGAACUCCUGAGUCGGUCUGAAUAUGUGGAGAAAUUCUACAGAAUUAAGAAGAACAUUGACCAGUGUUCUGAGAUUGUGAAAUGUAAUGUCACAUCUUUAGGAUCCUAUGUUCAUUAGAACUUUGAAACAAUUUUACAUUAUAACAUUGUUCAAAAGCAUAGAAUGAAAAUUAAUACUGAUCUUUGGAUAAAGUUACUAUGAAUUAGAGCUAUACUUAAUUUCUUUAGAGUACACUCAUUGAAAUAAGUGGAACUUAAGUUGUACCAAGAUCACAACUAGCUUAAAGUUCUUUGAUUUAGGACCCUCUAAUAUGACUGUUUUGAUAUGGUGUUUUUGCUGAAAAAAUAUGUAUCUUGCUGAUUGGUACAGAACAGUUUCUUUUUUAAAGCAGGAAAAGGAAAGAAAUAAAAUAAAACUCUGCACACAGAAA